Syngnathus acus (greater pipefish) is the source of this 424-nucleotide messenger RNA. RefSeq names its product ATP synthase membrane subunit DAPIT (gene atp5mk). The transcript is spliced from 4 exons. The record is from RefSeq and is a predicted model, not a curated record. Bases 110 to 286 code for a protein of 58 amino acids. Lineage: Eukaryota; Metazoa; Chordata; Actinopteri; Syngnathiformes; Syngnathidae.
CACAACUACUCUAAGUAGGCGGGACUUCCUUUCAAUUCUAGCAUCGUUGAAGGGCACAGUCUUCUCGCAAUCUUGUCAAGGGUCCUCUGCUCAAAGUUCACAAACCAUCAUGGGAGGUCAUGACGCAGGAACGGCGCACCAGUUCACUGGGUUUGCUAAGUACUUCAACGCCUACACCAUGGUCGGCAGGAGAAAUUGUGUUUUGGCCACAUAUGCCACCCUAGCAGCAAUCGGCCUCUUCUUUAAAUUGAAGCCCAAGAAACAAGCCGCAGUCACUGGGAAGUAAAAUGGGUAUAAACAAAUGUACAAUUGAUUUUUGUCUGCUGGGAGUGGAGUAGGCAGCUGGAUGUGCUUGGAAUAUAAUGUCUGCUUGGUUUCCUUAUGUUAUCAAUAAAGACCAUUGAUGCCGAAAACAUAAAAACAA